Molecule: messenger RNA, 1153 nt
Organism: Paramormyrops kingsleyae
Lineage: Eukaryota; Metazoa; Chordata; Actinopteri; Osteoglossiformes; Mormyridae
Source: RefSeq, a predicted model, not a curated record
GAGUACUUAUUUUGAGUGGCAUGUUCCGAUCGAGGGGCGAAGCUGCGGAGUGUCUCUGGGACCCUUACAUGGGGAGACCCAUCAUUGCGGCAGCGAUGUCCCUGGACCGUUUUCAGACACAGCUAUGCUCCGUUUUGACGACCGGGAGACCCGACCCAGCCGCAGAGCAGCGGAUAAGCUGGCCCUCGUAAGGGACAUCUGGGAGGCAUGGCUGGAGAGGCUGCCGGUGAUGUAUACACCUGGGGAAAAUAUCACCGUUGAUAAGCGGCUGAUUCCCUUCAGGAGUCGAUGUGCUUUCCGCCAGUACAUGCCGAGAAAGCCUGGCAAAUAUGGACUGAAGUUGUGGGUGGCAAGUGACAGCGCCAGCAGCUAUGCCUACAAUGUCCAGAUAUAUACAGACAAGCCGUCCAAUGAGCCUGCAGAGGCUAAGUUAGGAAUGAGGGUGGUGCUGGACUUGAUGGUGGGGUUGACCAGCCGUACAGUUGUAUGUGACAAUUUCUUUACUUCAUACGAGCUGGGGCAAGAGCUCCUAAAAAGGAAACUUACAAUGUUGGGCACCAUUCGUAAAAAUAGGGGGGAACUGCCUUCUGCCUUGCUUUCAAGAAAGGGAAGUCCGGUCCACAGUUCCACAUUUGCCCAUACGGACAAUACGACCGUAGUGUCAUAUUUGGCAAAAAAAAAUAAAAACGUGCUCCUCAUGAGCACCGCUCACAGAGAGGCACGAAUUAGCUGCCGGGCAGACGGAAAACCGCAAAUAAUUCUGGAAUACAAUAAAACCAAAGGGGGGGUGGAUACUUUAGACAUGUGUACGGCCAAGUACAGUUGUCAGCGGCGCACCUGCAGAUGGCCGGUGGCCAUUUUUUUCAAUAUGAUAGACAUAGCCGCCUACAAUGCUUUUGUGAUAUGGGGGGAGCUGAACCCCACUUGGAAGCAGGGCAGAAGGCAGUAUAGACGGCUGUUUCUGGGGGAAUUAGGGAAAGCCCUUGUCACUCCAGCAAUAGAAAAAAGGGAACGCCUCCCUCGCUCCUCCAGUGCAGCCGCAAUUGUGAAGGCUACGAGGGUGCUAGCCUCUACCUCUGCCGAAGGCACAGUACAGAACGGGGGGGGGGGGGGGUGGCAAAGGGCGGUGCGACUGGUGCUCUCGGGCUUCUGA